UCAGGAGGACCAAGUCGCCGCCGACAGAGAGGACAAAAUUGUGCAUGUGUCACUGUGAUUACGGUGGCGAUAUACUACUAAAGAAUGAAAAUUUGCGCUAGCAUGGCAACUUGCCGUUUGAUAUUAAUUGAAAAAAUCAACCAUGAAGGAACCUACCUCGUUUUCCACGAAUCACAUAGUCGUCAACCAUGUUGCUAAUGCUUCCUUCGAUUCCCCUGCUCCUCCUUUUCACAUUCACUACCCUCAUUCUCUCCGCCACCUUGUUCCGCCGCCGCAAACAUGGUCGGAGACGUCCACCGGGUCCACGGGGUUUGCCGGUGAUCGGCAACCUCCACAGGUUAGGGAAGCUCCCUCACCGCACCCUACAAGCCUUAGCCAAACUAUAUGGACCCAUCAUGUCCCUUCAGCUCGGACAGGUCCCAACCGUUAUAGUCUCUUCCUCUGAAGCUGCAGAGCAAUUCCUGAAAACCCACGACCUCGUUUUCUCUAGCCGGCACAGAAUCCAAGCCACCCAGUACAUCGCUUAUGGCUCCAAAGGCUUGGUGUUUUCUGAAUAUGGUCCUUACUGGCGUAACAUGAGGAAGCUCUGCACCCUGCAACUUCUCACAUCUUCCAAAGUUGAGUCGUUUGCACCUUUGAGGAUGAGGGAGGUGCAAGUAGCGGUGAAGUCGCUUGAGAAAGCUGCGACGGCGAGUGAGGUCGUUGACCUUAGCGAGGUGGUGAACAACCUUUUGGAGGACAUUGUGUACAAAAUGGUGUUGGGGUGUAGUAAGGAUGAUGAGUUUGACUUGAAGGGGCUUAUUCAACGUGGUAUGAACCUCAGUGGAACCUUUAAUCUUGCAGAUUAUGUGCCUUGUCUUGGAGUUUUGGACCUUCAGGGAUUGAAACGAAGCUUUAAGGAAACUAGUAAAGGAAUUGAUCAAGUGUUGGAGAAGAUCAUUCAGGAGCAUGAAAGUGGUUCAAAUGUGCAAAAUGGUGGGCACCAUAAGGACUUCACAGACAUUUUACUCUCACAUAUGAACCAACCUAUUGAUUCCAAUGAUGAACAUAGUCAUGUCAUUGAUCGAACUCACAUUAAGGCUAUCAUCUUAGAUAUGAUUGCUGGGGCAUUUGAAACUGCUGCAACUGUUGUGGAGUGGGCUUUAUCUGAGCUCCUGAGACAUCCAAGAGUGAUGAAAAACCUUCAAGAUGAGCUAGAUAAUGUGGUUGGACUGAACAAACUGGUGGAGGAGGAUGAUUUAGCAAAGCUGAAUUACUUGGAUGCUGUGAUUAAUGAGGCAUUAAGAUUAUAUCCUCCGGGACCACUAGUCCCUCGUGAGUCAAUAGAGGAUGCUAUGGUUCAUGGUUAUUUCAUAGAGAAAAAGUCAAGAAUCAUCUUAAAUUUAUGGGCUAUAGGAAGAGAUUCUAAGAUAUGGUCGGAUAAUGCUGAAGAAUUUUAUCCUGAGAGAUUCACCAAUAACAGUUCAGACUUUCGGGGACAUGACUUCAAAUUUAUACCUUUUGGUUAUGGUCGCAGAGGAUGCCCUGGCAUGAACUUAGGCAUAGUUACGGUUAAACUUGUUGUUGCUCAAUUAGUACAUUGCUUUUCUUGGAAGCUUCCACCCCAUACAAGUCCAAUAGACUUGGACAUGAGUGAGAAAUUUGGCCUCACAAUACCAAGAGUUAAACACUUGUUUGGUGUGCCAACAUAUCGUCUUAUGAGGGAAACACUUGACAGAUCAAGCUGAUUCUGGUUUAAGGAUUGAACCAAAGGAGAAUUGUUCUGUUUAGAUUCUUGUCUCAUUGUUCCUUGUUUGUUAAUUAAUCAAGUUAAUAGUAUGGAUUAAUAAAGUGCUGUACAUUAUUCAGAUUAAGGAAAUGUACAUUGAGUCACAUUCAAAAUCAAA
Molecule: messenger RNA, 1886 nt
Organism: Lotus japonicus
Lineage: Eukaryota; Viridiplantae; Streptophyta; Magnoliopsida; Fabales; Fabaceae
Product: cytochrome P450 CYP736A12-like
Exons: 2
Coding region: 189-1727 (512 amino acids)
Molecular function (GO): heme binding; monooxygenase activity; iron ion binding
Source: RefSeq, a predicted model, not a curated record